This is a messenger RNA of Gadus macrocephalus (Pacific cod), 1441 nucleotides long. RefSeq names its product acid phosphatase 5a, tartrate resistant (gene acp5a). The record is from RefSeq and is a predicted model, not a curated record. Bases 122 to 1123 code for a protein of 333 amino acids. Gene Ontology annotation, biological process: bone resorption. Gene Ontology annotation, molecular function: ferric iron binding; acid phosphatase activity; ferrous iron binding. NCBI's taxonomy places the organism in Eukaryota, Metazoa, Chordata, Actinopteri, Gadiformes, Gadidae. The transcript has 6 exons.
AUCUCAAGCUUGUCCGAUUUGGCUUCAGCCAAUCACAGAUCCCCUUCCAGACGAUGCCAGAUCAUUAAAGCAUGCUUGUUGUUGACUCUCUGAAACCCGGGAGCCGAGGUCGAGGUGCAGGAUGGCACUUGCACUAUUAAACAUCAUGUUGGUCGUCCUCCCCAUGGCACAAUGUUACCCGACUCUCUUUCAAGACCUACCGCAGGGGAGCAAGAACAGGUCUUCUAUCAAGUUCCUGGCGGUCGGGGACUGGGGGGGCGUGCCCUACCCGCCCUACGUGACCCCCGUGGAACAGACCACCGCUCGGGAGAUGGGGAAGAUCGCCAAGCAGAUGGGAGCCGACUUCGUUCUGGCCCUCGGCGAUAACUUCUACUACACCGGCGUUGACAGUGUGGACUCUCCUCGGUUUCAUGACACGUUUGAGUCUGUGUUCACCGCCAAGUCUCUAAACAUCCCCUGGUACGUCCUGGCCGGCAAUCACGACCACGCCGGAGACGUCAGAGCCCAGAUCGACUACAGCCGCAAGUCCAGCAGAUGGCGCUUCCCCUACUUCUACUACGAGCUCAACUUCCGCAUCCCCUCCACGGACAAGACGCUGGCCAUCAUCAUGCUGGACACUGUGAUGCUGUGCGGGAACUCGGACGACUUCGUGGACGAGAAGCCCCAGCGGCCGCUGAGCGCCAUGGACGCCGGCCGGCAGCUGACCUGGCUGAAGGCCCGGAUGAAGAAGUCCAGGGCGGACUUCCUGCUGGUGGCCGGACACUACCCGGUGUGGUCGGUGUCGGAGCACGGCCCCACCGAGUGCCUGCUGAAGCUGCUGCGCCCCCUGCUGGUCAAGCACAACGCCACCGCCUACUUCUGCGGCCACGACCAUAACCUGCAGUACAUCGUGGAGAGCGACGUGGGCUACGUGGUCAGCGGCGCCGGUAACUUCCUGGACCCGGACGUCCGCCACUGGCACCACGUCCCCAGGGGCGCGCUGCGGUUCUUCACCGGGGAGGCGUCCACGCUGGGGGGCUUCGUCCACGGGGAGGUCUCGGAGGACCAGAUGGUGUUGACCUUCUUCCAGGCCAAGGGCACCUCGCUGUACCGCACGGUGCUGCCCCGACGGGACCUGGACUAGGCAGGGACGGGACCUGGACUAGACUAGACUAGGCAGGGACGGGACCUGGACUAGGCUAGGACGGGACCUGUAUUAGACUAGGCACGGGACAGGGUAGCUCCCGGGACCUGGAGUGGUCUUGUUGGAGUGGUCUUGUGGUUAUGGUGGAGAACCCCGGUACUCUACAGCCUUGGAAAUCUAAUCGCAGACUUUGCCAUCUAUGUAUCCUAGCUACUUGUAUCUGGUUUUAAUACAGAAUUGUUGUAACUACGAAGAGAAAAUGUAAAUUUUUAGAAUGAUUUUAAUGUAUUGAUAAUAAAAUAUGGAAUAUGUACUGUA